Pipistrellus nathusii (Nathusius's pipistrelle) is the source of this 1039-nucleotide messenger RNA. The record is from the annotation of a GenBank genome assembly. NCBI's taxonomy places the organism in Eukaryota, Metazoa, Chordata, Mammalia, Chiroptera, Vespertilionidae.
AUGGAUAGCGACGACGAGAUGGUGGAGGAGGCAGUGGAAGGGCACCUGGAUGACGAUGGAUUGCCGCACGGGUUCUGCACAGUCACCUACUCCUCCACAGACAGAUUUGAGGGGAACUUCGUCCACGGAGAAAAGAACGGACGCGGGAAAUUUUUCUUCUUUGACGGCAGCACCCUGGAGGGGUAUUACGUGGACGAUGCCCUGCAGGGCCAGGGCGUUUACACCUACGAGGACGGGGGAGUUCUCCAGGGCACCUAUGUGGACGGAGAGCUCAAUGGUCUGGCCCAGGAGUACGACACAGACGGGAGGCUGAUCUUCAAGGGACAGUAUAAGGAUAACAUUCGGCAUGGCGUGUGCUGGAUAUAUUACCCAGAUGGAGGCAGCCUGGUAGGGGAGGUAAACGAAGACGGGGAGAUGACUGGAGAGAAGAUAGCCUAUGUGUACCCGGACGAGAGGACCGCACUGUACGGGAAGUUCGUUGAUGGGGAGAUGCUGGAAGGAAAACUGGCUACCCUGGUGUCUACUGAGGACGGCAGGCCGCACUUUGACCUGAUGCCUGGAAGUUCUGUGUACCACUUCGACAAGUCAACUUCAUCUUGCAUUUCUACUAAUGCUCUUCUUCCAGACCCGUAUGAAUCAGAGAGGGUUUAUGUUGCCGAAUCUCUCAUUUCCAGCGCUGGGGAAGGACUGUUUUCAAAGGUCGCAGUGGGACCGAAUACUGUUAUGUCUUUUUAUAAUGGAGUCCGCAUUACACACCAGGAGGUUGACAGCAGGGACUGGGCCCUCAAUGGGAACACCCUCUCCCUCGAUGAAGAGACCGUCAUCGACGUGCCUGAGCCCUACAACCACAUGUCCAAGUACUGUGCCUCCUUGGGACACAAGGCAAACCACUCCUUCACGCCAAACUGCAUCUACGACAUGUCCCUGCCCCUCCCAGAGGUCCUGCACUUGGACCGUCCAGGCAGCGCACAGGAAGCCUGCUGUUUCUGCUCGCCAGUGCAGUGCGGCGAGGCUCAGAAAGAGACUCCUGAGCAAUUAA